This is a messenger RNA of Paramormyrops kingsleyae, 1293 nucleotides long. RefSeq names its product PAK4-inhibitor inka2-like. Gene Ontology annotation, cellular component: nucleus. Lineage: Eukaryota; Metazoa; Chordata; Actinopteri; Osteoglossiformes; Mormyridae. The record is from RefSeq and is a predicted model, not a curated record. Gene Ontology annotation, molecular function: protein kinase binding; protein serine/threonine kinase inhibitor activity.
AGUGCGGUGGACUACUGCAUGCAAUUACAAAUGCAUGUAAAACACCGGAGGAAGAGAAGCUGCAAAAAGAAACAGGUCAACGCCCAAAGAUUUAUUGUUUUCACUGGAAAGUUGACAUUGUGCGAAGAAAGUGUCUGUCGGAAAUAGAUAUUACUAAGAAUGCAGUAUUUUUUAUGGAAAAGUAAUAUUUUUUAACAUCGCUAAAUCUUCACAUCUGUCUCUUUCACAAAGCGGGUUGUGGCAGAAACGUACCAAAGGGAAUAAAUGCUGUGCUUACGGAACACUGGUGACUGCUUUCGGGAGCAGAUGCAGUACAUGAUGAGGUCACUGCAGGACCUAAAGCAAGUGCGCAGUGGGUGUGCGCCAGCCAACCACUCCUUUGCAGUGUCACAUUCCUGCCAGCAGGGGACAUUGCAGUGGGAGCGACCGACGAGCCACCGAAUCUCAGAUGCCAGUGAUGCCAGUGCUUACGAUUCUGCCUGCUGUCUGGCUGGUCCCCAGGAGGAGAGGGAGGAGAGGGGCAGCCGGCUGGCGCUGAUUUCCCGCAGCAGCGAAAGGAGCCUGGACGUGGAUUCAGGGUAUUCUGAGGCAUCUUGGCAGGACGAUGGGGUGGUGUUACGCCGGUGCCGAAAUCACCGGACCAACAGGGCCGCCAGCAGUCGUGCGCGGCCCAAAUCCACCUCAGAUGCCUGUCUGGAGCGCUGGACAUCCUUUGAGGCCAGUGACCCUGCAGACUGGACAACAUCUCUUCUGACCCGUGGUCGUAACCGGCAGCCUCUAGUACUAGGGGACAACAGUUUUGCGGACCUCAUAGAGAACUGGAUGGACCUACCAGAUUGCCCUGACCCAGCAGAUCUCAAGCCCAAGCUUGGACAAAGGCUUGGCAAAGACCUUCUGGUCAACAUGCGGCGGAAAUUAGCUGGAGUGUCAAAAAACUUGGAGAGUCGGGGGAGAUUGGCGAAUUCAACUCGGCUCAGCAGAUCUGCUGCAGCACCGAAACGUCUCUCUUGCCCCGUUGGGUUCCAGGCGCAAGUUCCUUUCUUUCACCAGUCCCACACAGGCUUAAAUGAGACAGGAAGGGACUUUCACCAAUUCACCGCUCUCAUGAAGACUGGUAGUCGACAGCCAAUCAUAUGUAAUGACAUAAUUGGGUACAUCUAACCGACCACUACAGCUAAUUAUUUAUGUCUUUUCCAUUAAAACACUGCUUCAGAACAUACUCUAUUUUUGUAUCCUGUAUAUUUGUCAAUAAUGUUAUGUUAAAAUAAAAUUUUAUGUAAUGAUAAAAAUGUU